AUGGGCGGCGUUGUCUCUGCAUUCUCUAGUAGUAGCGGUGAAGACUCCGUCGCAGCGCGACAAGCUCUCGAGAAGCAACUUGCCGACAGGGAAGAAACCAUCGCCGUCCUCGAGGAAGACCUCUCAAAGAAGGAGAAGGAAUGCACAACAGUAUCCAAGGAUGCCGAGGAUUUGAGGGAAAAGAUCAAGGAGCUUGAGGCUCAGUCUUCUCUUGCCCUUGACGAGACUCACGCCCGUAUCGCUAUCUUGCAGGAAGAGUUGAAGAAGGGCGGUGACUCUUCCUCCGAGCAGCUCCGAUCCACCAAGGAGUCUGCUGAGAAGAACGCCAAGGAGCUCGAGGAUGCUAAGACCAGCCUGACUGCUACCGAAGAGAAGCUUAAGGGUCUGGAGCAGGAGAGGCAAUCCAUUGCCGAUGAGCUCGCCAGCCUCAAGGCAGAGCUUGCUGAGGCCAAGGAGGCCCGCGAGGCCCUCGAGGCUGCUCUCACCAAGGAGAUUGCCACUCUCAAGACCCAGAUCUCCGAGGCCGAGGAGAAGCACCAGACUCUUACCAAGGCCCACAGCACACUUGAGGAAGAGCUUGCUGCCGCUUCCAGCGCCGCUGAGCAAGGAAAGCAGGCUCUGACCGGUUCCGAAGACAAGUUCACCACCCUACAAUCCAGCCACGCCAAGCUCGAGACCGACCUGGCCGCCGCCGUCACUGCCCUCGACGAGCAGAAGAAGGCCUUGGCCGGUUCCGAGGAGAAGUACGCCGCUCUCCAAGAGACACUCGACAAGCUCCAGGAGCAGUCCGACUCCCAGAUCGCUACUGCCAAGAAGGACCUCGCCGAGGCUCAAGAGAAGACAAAUGCUCUUCAAGAAACACACAACAAGCACAAGGCCGACUCUGAGAACGAGUUGUCUGAACUCAAGAAGCAGCUCUCUGAGCUUGGUGAUCUCCAGACAAAGUACGCUACUCUCGAGGAGACCAACAAGUCUCUUGAGAAGGAGCUUGCUGAGCUCAAGGAGAAGGUUGCUGACCUCGAGAAGACCAACGAGUCUCUUAAGAGCAACUCUUCUUCCGAGCUUGUCGCUGCUCAAAAGGCUGCUGCUGAGUGGAAGGAGAAGCACGGUUCUCUUCAGUCUACCCACGAUGGUCUGUCCAAGGACCUUGAGACUGCUAAGAAGGAUCUUGCUGCUGCCGAGGAGGCCCAGAAGAAGCUUACCGAGGACCACACCGCUGCCUUGACCAAGGCUCAGGGUGACUCAUCUGCUGAAUUGGAGAAGGUCAAGAAGGAGGCUGCCGACCUUGAGGCCAAGCUCAAGUCUACUACCGACGAGCACGAGGCCCUCAAGAAGGAACGUGACGAGCAAGCUGAGAAGCUCAAGACUGUCACUAGCGACCACGAGGCCAUCCAGAAGAAGCAGGAGGAGACCGAGGCUAAGCUCAAGGCUGCCACCGAGGAGCGCGAGUCUGUCGAGAAGCAGCUCAAUGAGAAGACAUCAAAGCUUGCCGAGCUCGAGAAGCAAAUCGAGGAGGCUAAGGCCCAGGCUGCCAAGGCCGAGGAGGACCUGAAGGCUUCCCAAGCGGAGAAGAAGGAGCUUGAGGCCAAGAUCGCUGAUCUUGAGUCCAGCGCCAAGAACUCCCAGGAGUCUGAGUCUGGUUUGAACGCCAAGCUCAAGGAGGCCGAGGCCAAGGUUGCUGUUCUUGAAGGUGAUGCUAAGAAGGCUGCUCAGGACGCUAAGGCCCAGUUGAAGACCAAGGUCGAGGAAGCUGAGGCUAAGGCCAAGGAGACCGAAGCUUCAUUGAAGUCUAAGGCUGAUGAGGCCGAGGCUAAGGUGGCUGCCCUCGAGGCUGACGCAAAGAAGGCUCAAGACUCCGAGUCUGCUCUCAAGAAGCAGCUCGAGGAGGCUCAGGCCGCUACCGAAUCUGAGAAGAAGUCUUCCGCCGAUAAGACCAAGUCCCUUGAGGACGAACUUAAGGAGCUCAAGGAGAAGUUCGCCAAGUCUGAGGAGGCUGCUAAGAAGACCAAGACCCUUGAGGCCGAGAAGAAGGCCGCUGAGGAGAAGGCUGCUGCUCUGGAGAAGGAGAAGACCGAUGCCGAGGAGAAGACAAAGACAGCGCAGUCCGCUUUCAGCAACGCCCUCGAGAAGGUCAAGACCAUCCAGGGUGAGAAGAAGGAGGCCGCUCUCGAGAAGGUCAAGGCCCUCGAGGCCGAGGUCAAGGAGCUCAAGGAGAAGAGCGCCACGACCAACGGCACAUCUGAGGCUUAA
This is a messenger RNA of Fusarium redolens, 2250 nucleotides long. RefSeq lists its product as uncharacterized. The record is from RefSeq and is a predicted model, not a curated record. The coding region runs from base 1 to 2250 and encodes 749 amino acids. The transcript has 4 exons. Lineage: Eukaryota; Fungi; Ascomycota; Sordariomycetes; Hypocreales; Nectriaceae.